Telopea speciosissima is the source of this 1338-nucleotide messenger RNA. RefSeq names its product aspartic proteinase CDR1-like. Gene Ontology annotation, biological process: proteolysis. The record is from RefSeq and is a predicted model, not a curated record. Bases 1 to 1338 code for a protein of 445 amino acids. Gene Ontology annotation, cellular component: extracellular region. Lineage: Eukaryota; Viridiplantae; Streptophyta; Magnoliopsida; Proteales; Proteaceae. Gene Ontology annotation, molecular function: aspartic-type endopeptidase activity. The transcript has a single exon.
AUGGCUGCCUAUUUUAGUUACUAUUCACCCGUUCCUGCCCUAAUUAUAGUCUUCUCUGUUUACCUCUCCACAUUUUCCCUAGUUGAAGCUGUUAAAAAUGGUGGUGGGUUCACUGUCGAUAUUAUCCACCGUGAUUCAUUGCUUUCUCCAACCUAUGACUCAUCGGUGACUCGUUUCGAGCGUCUGCAGAAUGCGUUCCAUCGAUCGGUGUCUCGCGCCAAUAAUUUCAAGAAAAGCGCAAUCUCUCCACAGCAAAUUUCAACCCAAGUUAUCCCUAAUGGUGGUUCAUAUCUUAUGAAAAUUUCAUUUGGUACUCCAUCAGUGGAUACCCUCGCAAUUGCUGAUACAGGUAGUGAUCUCAUUUGGAUUCAAUGCAAGCCUUGUGAACAAUGUUUCAGGCAAAAUGCUCCUUUAUUUGAUCCAACCAAAUCAUCAACCUAUCGAAACUUAUUAUGCAGUUCUAAAGAAUGUGAUUUGUUAGGUACUGGUUUUAAUGGUUGUUCUUCUAAAGCUAAUGCUUGUGAGUAUGCUUAUCAAUAUGGGGACAGUUCCUUCACUAAUGGCCUUCUUGGUACUGAGACAAUCACAUUGGGUUCUACUAGUAGUGGUGGUAGAUCAGUCCCUUUACCAAGAAAAAUCUUUGGUUGUGGACACAACAAUGAUGGAACCUUUAGUGAAAGAGAAGGUGGUCUAGUUGGCUUAGGAGGGGGUCCUCUAUCACUGAUUUCACAACUGCAAACAUCUAUUGGUGGCAAGUUCUCUUACUGCUUGGUUCCUCUAGAUAAGGUAAAUGUGACAAGCAAAUUGAAUUUCGGUAGUCAAGCUGUUGUUUUGGGUGCCGAUGUCGUUUCGACUCCUUUAGUGUCGAAAAACCCGGUUACAUUCUAUUAUGUGACCCUUGAAGGAAUAAGUGUUGGAAACAAGAGAUUGGCAUAUAAGAGUUCAUCUAAGGUUGGUGUUGAUGAGGGAAAUAUUAUACUUGAUUCAGGUACAACAUUGACAUUUCUCCCAUCUGAUUUCUACCAAAAUCUCGAAUCAGAAGUGAAGAAUUUGAUUAAUGGUGAAAGUGUUCCAGACCCUCAAGGGUUAUUUAGUUUAUGCUAUACAGCUGAUACAGAUGUUAAUGUUCCAAUCACUGCCCAUUUUACUGGUGCUGAUGUGAAGUUGAAACCACUGAAUACUUUUGUUGGUAUAUCUGAAGAAGUUGUCUGCUUUGCCUUUAUCCCUCAAAAUGGUUUGAGUAUAUUUGGGAAUAUAGCUCAAAUGGAUUUCUUGGUUGGCCAUGAUCUUGAAAAAAGAAAGGUGUAUUUCAAGCCAGUUGAUUGCACAAAGCAUUAG